AUGGCUUCGGAGGCAUGGGAGAAGCUCUUUGGCGUGGUGGAAGACUUCAAGGAAGAGCUUCGGAGCUGGAGCUCCAAGGAGCGUGCUGCCGUGCAAGAACAAGCGGAGGAGGCAGAAGCGCUGAAAGGCGUCCUGGACGUCUCUGAGGAGCCUUGGGAGCACUUGACCGAACUGCUCCACAGAGCGAAGGCACAGAAGGAGCAGCUGUCAAAGAUGUUCGAGCUCCUUCACAAGCAUGCCAAGCUGUUGGAGGGCUCCAAGGCGAAGCUCCCAGAGGGUGGUGCCCCUGCGUCGGCUGAGGAACUGCGCAGGCUCGUUGUGGCAGCUCUCGAGCACAUCGUUCAGAAGCCCCAGCCGCUGGAGGCUCCCGAGGCCGAGGUAGGCAAAGUAACUCAUGAGGGGUCAGAGGAAGUUGAAGAAAAGAAGGCAAAGAAAAAGGUGGCCAAACCCAAAAAGAGCAAGACUAAAGAAAAGAAGAGCCGAGAGGAGAGGCAAAAGAAGUCCAGCAAGGAACUCGAGUCCGACGGAUCGGAGGAUUACUCCGACUAUAGCAGCUACUCCAGAACCCCAACGCCUCGGCCUAGACGCAGGCGGAAGAGGCGCCGGCGUCGGCGCAGGCCUAGUCCAAGCUCGUAUAGCUACACUCCUUCACCACGGCCUCGUCGGAAGCGGCGUCGCCGGGAGGACAAAUUGGAUGUCGAUGGAGAAAUUGAUCGCUUUGUCAAGGUGAACAAAUUGGAAGAGCGUUGCGAGAAAAUUCUGCGAGAUCUGGAUUCGUCGUUGGCUUGCAAGGUGAUGGGCUUGUCCGGUGGCAACAACACCUUCGAGUUGAGCGGUGACGUGCGGGAUCCCACCGCAGUGGUGCUUGCCCGGAACGUCCGUUUGCCGCAGUUGUUUGCUCUGUCCCCGUGCAGUGAAAGCUGGCAGGGCCAGACGGCGCUCCAGCUCCAGCGGCUGACUCAGCCCAGUGUGCAUUGGUGUUCAGACGGGAUGCGGGCACUUCAAAAUCGACAUCUGAGAACCGGCGCACUGCAGCACUGCCUGCACCAUCCUGCGCUGGCAAUCCUCUUGUCGACACGCCUGCGGCUGUGGCUCCAGCGGCUUCGGCUUGGGCGCUAUGCCCUCGCGGCCGCCCGGCUUCAUCCCAAUCUAGCAUCCGGCGGUGUCUGGCGUCCGGCAGUUGAGGAGCCAACGCCGCCAACGCCCAUGGCCGACGAAGAGGGCAGCAAAGAUGUGGCAGAGAAGGAAGAGGAGGGAGGCUGCAAAAAGUGUGAAGCUUCGGAGCUGGGUUUCUCUGAGGUGGCAGCGGAUAAGGAGUGGUUUCCAUCUACCAGUGAUGAGGUUGGAAAUCAGAAGGAACCUGAUUAUACGCAAGCCUUCAAAGUGGCAUCUGGACCGGGGAGCUCUGCUAUGAGUGCCCUUCGGGUUGCCCGGAUAGAGCCGACGACUGGCUCUGGAUCUCCGGGUGCGGGGGAGCGACGUGGACUGACUCUGGAUCCUACUGAACCGGUUCAAGGGGACGGCAAGGAAGCCAUUGGAUUGGAGCUGAAGACGGCUCAGGGACUGGGGCCGAGUAUUCAGGAUGCGACUGCUGCUGCUGAGUGUGGUGGAGAGGAUUAUCAAGAGCUGAUACCGGCAGAGCCGGAUCGUUUGGCGAGAAUGGAAAUGCUGUUGGGCCACGUGAUUAAGGAAAACAAGAACCUGAAGCGUCAACUGCAAUCUGUGUACAGCCUCUUGAUCCGUACGGAGUGCGGGAGGCGAGAUUGCCUAUGGGAGAGUUCGGGCCAAGCGCAGCUGUGGGCCAACAACACUCUCUUGUGGGAGCCAGACCCCAGCCUCUUCAUCCUGUUGCUAGGUCUGGUUUUGCUCCAGGUUCCAUGGACGCCAGGCCACCAGGAUUUGGGGAUCCAGUGGGAUGAGCAUUUUUGGAAGGGACUUACGAAGGAGAAUGUUGCAGGGUUAUUGGUGGUGCUGAAGGAGUGUUUCCAGCGAGUACAAACGGAGUGCAAGUAUGCAAGGUUGAAUGCGUGGAAGAGGCGCAUGUGGGCAUCAGAUCGUGAAGCUCAUCGUUGGUUGCGUGGUGAGGGCAAGCCUUUGAGUACAGUCAUGAAAAUGAAUGAUGGUACAUAUUCUGCCAAUGAGGAACAUCAGCUUAAAGCCAUUUUGGAUGCGUGGAAGCCGAUUUUUGGGAAGUUCAAGGACCGUGAGCCCAAUGUUGACAGGUUCUUCGAGUUUUUUGGCAGCGGGAUGCGUCGCUCUCCUAUGGCGGUGGACAAUAUCACGGGCGAUAGUUUGGUAAAAGCUGCACUUCGUACGAAGGCCAGUUCGGCGGGGUUGGACCAGUUCAGACCUGAGUCUUUAACAGCGCUUGCAAAGUGGCACCCUCAGAUCUUCGAAGGACUAGCUCUUAUACUGAAUUACACUGAGGUGCACGGUGUCUGGCCUGACGAGGUGUGUUAUGCAUAUACAGCAUUGGUUCCCAAGGACGAAACGCAGCCUGAGGCACAACCCACAGAUUUUCGUCCGAUUACUGUGUUAAGUGCUGUUUAUCGUUUGUGGAGCAAGGUGAGGUUCGAUGACGCGCUCCUUUGGCAAGAGGACUGGAUUGAUGGUAACGCGUGGGGGUGUCGUCCGCGACGAGGGGCUGACAGUUUGGCGAUGUCCAUUUCGUUGCGUUUGGAGCGUGAGGCGACUCGGGGUAGAGCAGUCGGUGGCGUUGCGUAUGAUUGCCGCAAAGCUUUUGAUUUGAUACCGGUGCAACUUCUGUUUGAAGCGAUGAGGCGGAGGGGAUGUUCGGAACGGCUUCUCAAGCCUUUGCAGUGGAUGUAUGAUCACUUGCAGCGGUGCUUUCGUUUGCGUGGGAAUUGCGGUGAAUGGUGGAAGAGUGACAAUGGAUUAAUUCAAGGCGACGCGUUGUCUAUGAUUGGUCUGAACUGUGUUGUUACUGUCCUUCUUGAAUAUACAAGACAACAUAUUCCGCAGGUUGUGGCGUCAUCGUAUGCGGAUGAUAUUUCGGCCGUGGCCUCCUCUACUACCAAAGAAGGACUUCGUGAUGCUGUCCGCCGUUUUCACCGUGUGGUACAGGCAUAUGAAUCAUGUGACGCUGGGGAGGUGAAUGUCAAGAAAACGUUUACUUUCGGUGAUGACGCUUUGGCGAAGCUUUUGCAUGACACUAUGGACCACAAGAAGCAGUUCGUGGUGGUUGGUGGGUCGUUUGUCGUUGACGAGGUGUUGGAUGGCCGUACUGAGCUUGAGUGUGAACGGAGUAACAAAUGGCAUGGUACGAUCCGUCGUCUUCGGCAUGCCCCUUUUCACUGGAAGAGGCAGUGUCAAACACUUUUGGCUACCCAGAGCCAGGCAUGCUAUGGCCAGGGGACGCAUUCCUUUCAAUGGGAAGUGGAUACUCUCAAGCGUAUGCGAAGUGAUGUUAUGAGGGCCUUGUGGCACAGGGACUUUUACAGUAUGUCGCCACUGGUUACAUUCGCGAUUCUUGCUCCACCACAACUAGAUCCUACCUUUGGACCCGUUUACUAUGGGCUUCGAACUGUUGCACGGUGCAUCAGGGAUGUUGACUUCCGUAACGUCUUGCAGGAGGAGUUUCGUAAAGAUGCGUGGGUGGAGGGCCCUGCGGCGCGGUUGCGGUUGCUUGCUGACAGUCCGGUGUUUAACAACCUUGUUCAUGAACUUGUUUACCAACAUGUUGAUGAACAAGAAUGGGCGCACCGACUUCGGAUGGCUUGGCGUGUUUUUCUGGUGGAAAAGGCUAUGAAAGAUAGACCACAGCACUAUGGAGAUAUUCAGGACCUGGAUUUCAGACGUACAAUGCUUUUGCACGAACACUGGGAGCAGGAGGCUAACAAGGCUUGCAGGGAUGAUGAUGUUUUGGGGACUUUCGCCACUGAAGAGUACAGGCAAAAAACUGCAGUGCUGCGCUUGUUGCUUGCAGGUGGUUUAAUGACGGAGGAGCGCGAUCACCGUCACAAGAGGAUACAUCAAAACUUCAAUUGCGCCGUUUGUGGAGUUCCGAAGACUGUGAUGCAUGUUUCCUGGGAGUGCACAAUCCACGCAGAUAUCCGUGAUCCCGUAAUAUCCCAGAUGACUUGUUCAGUCGCUACCCUGCCGGUUUGUACGCGGUACGCUGGUAUUGUGCCUACAAGACUUGAGAUGGCUGACGCGGAGGUUUGUUCACUGCAAUCUAUGUUGGUGGAUAUCUGGCGGCGCAACAUAGCAGCGUUCCAUGAUAAACAACAACAUUACCAAGAGGUUGUGAGGGAGGCGGUGAGAAAUGCGGGUGCGGGGCAAGCAGGCGUUUUUCAAGAAAAUGGGCAUGCGAUCCGACCUCGGGUGGAGGGACGUCCAGGGGUGUGGUGCCGCAAAUGCGGCAAGUUCGUCACCAGACUGAAACACGUUAAGCUGAAGAUCACGGGGGCCGAGUGCUCUCAGAAGGACUUGCCGGAAGAAGAGUGGCUGGAAGAGGAGGGAUUCACACGCAGUACUGCUCGUAUUAAACAGCUUCGACGUGAGCUUCAUUCUAAGUACAACCGUGGACGCCAUGUAUUGUAUUGGAAUGAGCAGAUAGGCAAAGAGGUGGGACAGAGCGAAUAUGCGUAUUACUGUAUGUCGCCCGAGAAGGGUUAUCCGGUCUCUCCGGGAGGAACGAGCAUCAAGCCACCAAGCAGGACCGCCGCCGGCUUCACCUCGCAGUGCGGAUUUGUCGAACAGUGCGAUUGUUUGCGGCAGCUAACUCUGGGUAUAGUCGGUGGCUGGUGGCUGACCCUCUACCAGCACGUUGCGGUGAGGCAGCUCAUGAAGAUCAUCGUCUCCGCUGUCGUGAUGGUGAGUUUCUCGAGGGUGCCUCAGGAGUGGGAUAAUGAGGCAGUUUUGAGGCGGCGAGCCUCAAAAGGACGAACGUUGAUGGUGUCGGCUGUCAAAGGAGUUUCUUAUGUGCUGGGGAACAUCAAGAAUGUGGCGGAAAACCACAAUGUUCUGAAGCCCCUGGUGACAUGUAUGUCCGUGUCUGGCAGAGUGGAUACUCCCUCGAUCGAAGUGUUGACUCCACUGGUGAUCGAGUUCUACUCCCUUGCAGGAUACCCAGAUCCCACACAACUUGAGGCCAUUGCUCACCAGGAUGCUUGGGGAAUAAAGAGGUGUUUGACUCUGUUGCGACGGAAGUGGAUGCGCACAGAGACUCCGAAGGAUCCUCGUGCAGCGGAGCUGGUGAAGAUGUAUGAUGUGGCUUUUGCCAACUUCCUGCAGGCUGGUGGCAAUGCUGAUAGUCUGCUCCGCCCAGAUAGUGAAGAUGAUGAUGCAGACCCCUAUAUCGUGGAGAACGAUGAUUCUCCACAACCUCCACCGCCACCAGGUGCUGGGGCCUUGCUGGCUGAGAAGCCCACGCCAGCACCAUCGUCCGGGGCAUCUCAUGUGGGACCCAGUUUGCCGGGGUCGUCGUCUGAUGCUUUUGAAGUGGCAGACAGUUUGCAGGAGCCAUCAUCCGGGGCAUACGAUGUGGAACCGAGUUUGCCGGAGCCAUCGCUUGGGGCGUAUGAAGUGGCAGACAGUUUGCACGAGCCAUCGUCUGGGGCAUAUGAUGGGGAGCCGAGUUUGCUGGAGCCCUCGCUUCAGGUGUAUGAAGCAGAAGACAGUUUGCAGGAGCCAUCGUCAUCUGCAGGAUCUGAGGUGCGACCUACUUUGGGGGAGGCAUCGUCUGCGGCAUGUGCUGGAUUCACGGAGCAUUUUUCAGUCGAUGAUAUCGGGCCCCGAUCCUUGGAUGCCAUGCUAGCUGAGAUUGAUUCUCCGGAUGUGAAGGCGCAGGGCCAGGGCUACAGAGGUUAUUUGGUGAAUCCUCUCAGCAAGGAUUCAAAGUGCUUGGGUGGAGCAGUGCGGCCAGAUUGUUUGGAGACACAGCCGUGGGAUGCAAGCCCAGUUGCCCCUGCCCCAAACGCCAAAGCCUCUGAAGUGAUUGAUUUGGACACUCCAGAGCGCGUGAAGCGAGAGCCUGUGGAGGCAGAAUUGCAGCCAGAACCGAGCCAGCAUGCAGCCCCAGCCGUUAGUGCUUUGAGUGCCACAGAUUCUCCUGAGCCGACUCCGAAGCCGAAGCCUUCAACUUUGUUGUAUGCGACUGACUUGAGUCCAGAGAAGCAGGUGCUGACCCGCAAUGACCAGCUUUCCAUCAAGCAGGCUUCUGCUGCUGAGGAGGAGGGUGAUGGGAAGCCCCGCAGAGGCAGAGGCAGAGGUCGUGGAAGGGGUCGUGGGAAAAAUGUCAAGCAAGACCAUUCCAAGAAGCCCGUCCGUGCAAGUGCAUCGACUGUGAAGAAGCCGCAGGCUUCUGCUUCCUGGACAGCAGAGCAGGCUUGGGAAGAUCAGGAAUGGGAGGAUGGUGAGUGGGAUGCAUCGGAGUGGGCUGCGUGGGAGGCCUGGCAAUGGGAAGAACCGGUGAAGCAUGAGGCUGCGCAGCCAAAGGCGGGAAAGAAGAAGCGCAGCCGUGCCAACAAGGCUGCUGGGGAGCUGGGUGUGGAGCCGGAACCGGCCCCAGAAGCAGCACCAGCUGAGAAGGCCAAGGCCAAAGCAAAGGCCAUCGGACGGGUGCGAAAGGGCACCACGGCUGCGGAGACGGAUGCUGAUGACACGGAUGACACUUUCAGCUACCCGCAGACGUUUGCCAGACGUGCCAUUCCCCCGAUCAGGGGAUCCGAGGCACAGAAGUUGUGGAAGGCAAUCGCGAAAAGCUUUUGGUUGCACGUCUUGCCCCACCUCAAGACGGGGACCCGGACCACUGCGGAGGGUGUCUUUUGGAUCUAUGCCCGGACACGCUGGCAGCAGAGUGGAUUGAGCCCUGGAGACGAGGGGUUCUUCGAGCUGAUGGACAUGGCUGCUCAAGAGUAUGUGGUCCUGCAGCCAUCUACGGCUGACGUAUUUGUGCUGUGUGUCUUGCUGGUCCUGUGGAACAAAGACAUUUGCUUUGACAAGGACGAUGUACACCCGGAGCUUUGCGAAGCGCAUGGCGCUUACAAGCUCUGCGAUAGAGAUGUUUUCGAGGGUCUAGUUUUGCCUUCGGUGGGCCCCCACAUGCACAAGCCCACGAAGCUUGUGAGUAGAUCCUGGAGCGGAAGCUCCAUGAUCGGUGGCCUCCAGAUGGUCACGAAGCAGGAACUUCCCGAUGACCUACAGCUACGGGUGAAUUACGAGAAUGCCCCUGACUCUCCGGCACCAACACUGCCAGCGACAGAGUCACAACUGGUGGUCGCGACAACCUUGCAGACUGAUGCCUACAUGGAAAUAUCCGAUGCUGAGAAUGAUGAAGACUUCAAGGUCGAGAGCGACCAGACCAACACUUUGAUGCAAUUGCUGCAGGCGCAACAAGCUGUCAUCCAGAAGCUUCAAAAGCAGCAAGCUUCAAGGCAAGCAGAACCGGAUGAUACAGUGGCUGCACCUUCUGCUGGUGAAGAAGAAGAAGAUGGUGAUGAGGCCGAGAAGAAGAAGAAACGAAUGGAUGCGAAACUUCGUCGACUCUGCAACUACACCUCCACCGGAAAGUUGCAGGUGCCGAAAGAUGUGCAUGAGCUCUGGCUACAAGCUGGAGAUGUGCGAGAGAACAUGGUGCAGCUAUUGGCAGAUGCCAAUGGUCAGAAGGCGGAUUUCCUCAAGAAGGUGGAAAUCUACAAAGACAGCCUGCGCUACAGGGAUGAGGGGACAGACGGUGGGUUCUAUACGCGGGACGAUAUGGUUAAGAAGGUUUCGGAAGGAGGGCUUGGAUGGAAAUAUGCGGACAAGGUGAUCGCUUGGAACAGAGCGCACCCAAUUGGGAAUAUCAGGAAGAACAAAUACGAUGACGACCUGGAAGAGUUCUGGGCUGACAAGCGCACCACUGGGCGCCAAGGAAUCUCCGAGAAAGAAGGGCUGAGAGAGCAGAGUAGUGCAUCCGGCACUUGCGAUGGCCUCCAUAUCAGCGGCCUCUCCGGCAACCUCGACAAGUCAUGGAAUCGUGAGCCUUCGUCCGGGAACGUGCAAGUUGAAGGCCCGAAGAAUGUCCCUCAAUUUACAUUAAUUGGACAUAUUCAAUUGUACAGCCCAAGUAAAGUUUCGUGCAUCUAG
Molecule: messenger RNA, 8091 nt
Organism: Symbiodinium sp. CCMP2592
Lineage: Eukaryota; Dinophyceae; Suessiales; Symbiodiniaceae
Source: the annotation of a GenBank genome assembly